AUGCCUCCCCUCUACAUACUACUCGGGCUUCUCCUCUUGUACACUCCUCUUUGGUGCUUCUCUGCAGCUGCAUAUGAAGACUCUCUCACGGCAGGCCAAGCGCUCGCCGUCGGUGGCAAGCUCGUCUCAAGAAACGGCAAGUUCGCCCUCGGCUUCUUCCAGUCAGCAGCAAGCAACAUCGGUAGUGCUGGUGGAAUUAUAGCCUUCAGAUACACUGACUUAGUUAGUGCCACUAAAAACUUCUCAGAAAAGCUUGGAGGUGGUGGUUUUGGUUCUGUAUACAAGGGAAUGUUAAGUGACUCGACGAUUACUAUAGCAGUGAAAAAGCUUGAUGGUGACCGUCAAGGAGAGAAGCAAUUCAGGGCCGAGGUGAGCUCAAUUGGAUUGAUCCAGCACAUAAACCUAGUCAAAUUGAUUGGUUUCUGCUGCGAAGGCAACCAAAGAUUACUUGUGUAUGAACACAUGUUUAAUGGGUCUCUUGAUCGUCAUCUGUUUAAGAAGAGCAAUGUUGAUGCUGCCGUCCUAAGUUGGAACACCAGGUAUCAGAUAACCCUAGGAGUUGCUAGAGGAUUAUCAUACUUGCAUCAGAGUUGUCGUGAGUGCAUCAUACACUGCGAUAUUAAGCCGGAGAACAUACUUCUGGAUGCAUCAUUUGUUCCUAAAGUUGCAGACUUUGGGCUGGCAGCAUUUGUGGGAAGGGAUUUCAGCAGAAUUCUGACUUCAUUCAGAGGAACUGCAGGUUAUCUUGCCCCAGAGUGGCUUACCGGAGUGGCAAUCACACCGAAAGUUGACGUUUACGGCUUCGGCAUGGUUCUGUUGGAAGUCAUAUCUGGAAGGAGGAAUUCCUCGCCUGAAGAAUCAUACAACACUAGCAGCAGCAGUAACCAGAAUGUUAUAUAUUUCCCUGUUCAAGCCAUCAGCAAGCUUCACGGCGGAGAUUUGAAGAGUUUGGUGGAUCCACAGUUACAUGGUGACUUCAACUUGGAAGAGGCUGAAAGGGUUUGCAAAGUUGCAGGUUGGUGCAUCCAAGAUAAUGAGUUGGAUCGGCGGACAAUGGGUGAAGUGGUCCGGGUUCUCGAGGGUCAACAGGAGAUUGAUGUGCCCCCAAUGCCAAGAUUGCUUGCAGCUGUAACGGAACAAUCUGGUGCUCCAACUUUAAUGUAA
Messenger RNA from Triticum turgidum subsp. durum (durum wheat), 1164 nucleotides. The record is from the annotation of a GenBank genome assembly. NCBI's taxonomy places the organism in Eukaryota, Viridiplantae, Streptophyta, Magnoliopsida, Poales, Poaceae.